AUGGGAAGUCCAAAUAUUAACCACAGUAGCAAGAGUGCAGAAGCAAGUGCCGAGGCAGUAUCUAACCCUCCACCAUAUUCUUCUAUAACCGAGCCCAGCGAUGUACCACCGAGCUACCAACAACAAAACGUAUCACACAGACUGUCCCUCGAUGGAUUUCCUCGAUCUGAAGAGACGGUGGCUAUUGAUGAAUGUAUCAUCCAUUUGAAGUUUCUAUCCGCGAUCGCUAAACUCCGAUACUUCAUUAAAGGAACAGACAAACUGUUCGGAAUCCACGAUAGUGAGGCCAAGAACUUUGCAGACACGCGCAAGCAAGCCCAGGCAGCCGCCCGAAUUCGAGAAAAGAGAUGGGCGGUCUAUGUGGCCAGAGCUGUGGACCGAUUUACUGUUUGGUGGCAGACUUGUUUACCAAGUCUCAAUACCAGUCGCAUCUCAACCCUGAAUAGUUCAUCUGAAGCCAAAAUAGUAUGGUCUGCCAAUAUGAUGCCACCACUUGAUGUCAUAAUGGUCUGGCAUGCAUUUAUGCUUAACCCGCGUGCCUUUCUCGAGGAUUGUCUGCGUCAAUCUAAAAUGAGUAUCUGGGCCACUGGGAUGCCAUGGGAUGUAAUAAACGCAUCUAUCGACGAUGAGACACAUGUCUUUUACCCGGGCAGUCAAGCUCUGAUGAAUUUCGAGACAAGAACGGGUCAUCCCUGGGAAAAUAUUCACGAAAGCCCGGCAAAGUCUCUUCUAUGCUGCGGUUGUAAGCAGGAGAUUCUUGCUCCCUGGACAGAAGGAUCACUUGGAUGUGACACAGAUGUUGCUUAUGCACACUGCAUUGGAUAUGCGGACAAAUCUCUGCGGAUUUCAUGUUCAGCAUGCAAAUUCAGUAUUACGCACGAUAGUCUUCGCGUGCAAAAGUUUCGCAGUGACGUACAGAAGUUGUUGAUAGAUGAUGUGCCUAUGCCUGGCACGCUUUUGACGCAGAAUGGCACUCCUGCUGACGAUGAAAAUGGCGAUAAUGUGUCCUUCCCAAACCGACUUAUCAAGGAAGGCAUCAGAAGCGAGAUCUUGCAGCUCACAGACCUCACUGAGAAUGAAAGGACCACGAUUGGCACCAUCCGCGACCACCUUGAGGGAUUCCUGAAGAGUCGUCCAUUAAUGCGUCGCGUGAACAAGACAAUACUGGCUUCCGGGAACUCGAAUAUGCCAGAGAGGAUAUCGCUUCGCAAUAUGCUCUCCAGAUAUUGGGACAACUCAUCCCCCUUCGCCAUCGACUUGAUCGGGGCGGUCAUACGGCAAGGGACAUUUGUGGACAAGAUGGACAAUAUCGGUUGGAUACGUUCGCCAAACGUGAGAUCGACCAUGAGUCACUUCAUCAGCAAGUACGGGGUGUUUUUCCAAAUCAUGGCCAAGAAUAAAGGCCAUGCUGUUGUCCCCACUCUCGACAUCGACCUAAUAUGGCACACGCACCAGCUUUCUCCCGUCCGCUAUUACACCUUCUCUACUGUCCAGAUAGAAGGUAUAUUCAUUAACCACGACGACAAAAUCGACGAGAUAAAACUCAAUGAUGCCUUCGCAUGGACCUCAAGACAAUACCAAAAGCUCACCGGCGGCAAGAUCUACAGUGAAUGCACCUGCUGGUAUUGCGAAGCGGUGCGCGAGUCCAACAAUCAAGGACUUGGCAGGUUGAUAUCGCCGUCCGCUCUCAAUGCCAAAACCAACGCUGCUCUUCUUCACAAUAGCACCGAUACAACCGGCGGGAAUAAAAACAAAGGACCGCAUAUUUCAUCUCAUAAUUCAGUUCGCAUCCUGGCCCAAGCCGAUCCAAGGGCAAUGCAGACCAAGACCGCCCAGCUUGAAUCGUGCUGGGAGAAAGCGCGGCGACGGUCACACAACCGCAAUGGGAGCAGAUGCGGUGGUAGUACCGAGGAAGACUCUCGAAGUAAGGCCGUCUACAGCCCCUACGCGCGCGAUCCAGAAAUUCAUCGCGAAAUAUACCCCUGCAACCCGGCUUGUGUGAAUAUCAGCGCAGGCGUGGCGGGUAACUGUAUCAGCGGAACACAGGGCGUCGACCUUGCGCAGGGUGCAUGUGUGAGUGGCACGAUGGCCGCCCAGACACGAUCGAAGGGUAAAAGCUUUUGCUCUGGCAUAGCAGGCUGUGGCAUGAGUCUCUAG
This is a messenger RNA of Penicillium hordei, 2157 nucleotides long. RefSeq lists its product as uncharacterized. The transcript is spliced from 2 exons. NCBI's taxonomy places the organism in Eukaryota, Fungi, Ascomycota, Eurotiomycetes, Eurotiales, Aspergillaceae. Bases 1 to 2157 code for a protein of 718 amino acids. The record is from RefSeq and is a predicted model, not a curated record.